GGCAGAAACCUCCGUCUCCGUCGUCCGAAGCGAGGCGGUUUCUGAUCUAUUUUUUUCUCUGCCUCUCCACGAUCCAGGAGCCGAGCCGAUGAUGCUAGGCUCGCCCACCUCCCCGAAGCCGGGAGCAAGCGCCCAGUUUUUACCUGGGUUUUUAAUGGGGGAUCUGCCAGCCCCGACCACCCCGCAACCGCGCUCUUUCAGCGUUCCCUCGGUAGGCGUCAUGGAAAUGAGGUCUCCUCUGCUUGCCGGCGGAUCCCCGCCCCAGCCCGUCAUGCCGGCCCCCAAGGACAAAAGCGGUGCCCCGCCGGUGAGGAGCAUCUACGACGAGCUGUCGGGCCCCGGCCUCCGAUCCACGCCUCUGACUUCUUCCAGGAGACAAGGGCCCGGCGUUUCGGUCGCGCAGAGUCCUGUGAGCGGGCCCAUCCCCGCGGCGUCAGGGUCGGGCGCGGGGGUGUUCAGCCCCGCCGGCGUCGGGCAGCCCCGGAAGACGACGCUGUCCCCGGCCCAGCUGGACCCCUUCUUCACCCAGGGCGACGCGCUGACUUCCGAAGACCACCUGGAUGACACUUGGGUAACCGUGUUCGGGUUCCCUCAGGCAUCCGCUUCCUACAUCCUCCUCCAGUUCGCCCAGUACGGAAACAUCCUCAAGCACGUGAUGUCCAACACGGGGAAUUGGAUGCACAUCCAUUACCAGUCCAAGCUGCAGGCCCGGAAGGCCCUAAGCAAGGAUGGGCGGAUUUUUGGCGAGUCCAUCAUGAUCGGAGUGAAGCCUUGUAUCGACAAAAGCGUGAUGGAGAGCUCCGACAGAAGCGCCGCGUCCCCCCCGCCCUCAAAUUUCACCCCACCGAUCAAAACCUUGGGAACCCCCUUGCAACCGACCAGCGCGCCCAGAAUCUCCACCAUGAGGCCCCUCGCCACUGCGUACAAAACCUCUGCCAGCGACUACCAGGUGGUUUCAGACAGACAGACCCCGCGGAAGGAUGAAAGUCUCAUCUCUAAAGCGAUGGAGUACGUGUUCGGCUGGUAGCGUCGAGUCGAGAAAACGGGAAUCGGCGGAAAGAGACGGGCGUUGCCGCCAGGACGCGGUCCCGCCCGGAAUAUCCCCCCCGCUUCCCUUGGUUAGUUGUAUAACCGUUCUGGGCGGCGUUCGGACUCGACAUCCCCAUCGAUGCCUUUUUAAAGCACAAACGCUUUAAACGACGGACCGUACCAGGUUUGGAAGAAACCGCAGAAAUCUUAAGUAAGAACGGUUCCGGUGCGUUCUGCGCUCCGGUGGCGCGUGCUCUCUAAGCACGAAAGACGCGUCCCAGACUUCCGCGCCUCCUGAAACGGAGUUUCUAGCGAGACGUCCGAACGGCUUCUGUCUGUGCAGAAUGAAAACCGUCCGUCCUGAAUGUCGCCAAAUUAAGAGGCGUCACUCCGAGACUCGGUAUCCCGCCUCUCUCGGCGCGAAUUCUCAUUCCCGCGAGAGGGGGAACGGCUCUUUUUCAAAACGUUUUAUUCAGAUUUCCCAAUAAACUUUCGAAGGUGG
Messenger RNA from Tachyglossus aculeatus (Australian echidna), 1531 nucleotides. RefSeq names its product nucleoporin 35 (gene NUP35). The coding region runs from base 89 to 1027 and encodes 312 amino acids. Gene Ontology annotation, molecular function: single-stranded DNA binding; structural constituent of nuclear pore; phospholipid binding. Gene Ontology annotation, cellular component: nuclear pore nuclear basket; nuclear membrane; nuclear pore central transport channel. The record is from RefSeq and is a predicted model, not a curated record. The transcript has 8 exons. Gene Ontology annotation, biological process: nuclear pore organization; NLS-bearing protein import into nucleus; regulation of DNA-templated transcription. NCBI's taxonomy places the organism in Eukaryota, Metazoa, Chordata, Mammalia, Monotremata, Tachyglossidae.